AACGGCAUGAUCGCAAACACUAAAUAUUUGUGUUGUGCUGCUGUAUUGUGUUAGACUUUUGCUGUUUUACACAUUUCAUGUGGCAACUUGGCAUAUUUUUGCGAAAUUUCUUUUUUACGGCUGCACCAGUUAUUUUUUCUAACCCAAACCUGUCGUUGAAGUGUCGGUUCUGCAGGCGCCUAGCUUCUGUGGACAUGUUUUGUUAAAAAAGAUUGCUCCUGAUCCAGCAUGGCUGACCAGCAGUUCUGCCUGCGGUGGAACCACCACCACACCACUCUGAUCAACGUGUUUGAGUCGCUGCUGAAGGAUGAGAGCCUGGUUGAUGUCACCCUUUACGCAGAGGAGCGACCAGUGCGUGCCCACAAAGUGGUUCUCUCGGCAUGCAGCCCCUACUUCAAGGCCAUCUUUUCUGCACACACUGAAAACCACCCAGUCAUCAUCCUGAAGGAUGUGCUGUACAGCGAGCUGCGCGCGUUGGUCGACUACAUGUACAUCGGCGAGGUGAACGUCAGCCAGGACCAGCUGGCCUCGCUCAUCAAGUCGGCCGAGUCGCUCAAGAUCAAGGGCCUGGCCGACGGUGUCAGCCGCAAACCGCCGCCGCCGCCGCCGGCCUCCCCACCGGCAUCGCUGCCGAGUCUGCCGCUGCCCAACCUGCCGACAACGAGACUGCCGCCGACGGCGCCCCCGAUCCCUGCGCUGGCCUCUCUGCCGCCGCUGGCCGCCCUGCCGCCGCUGCCGGGCCUGGCGCUGCCGCCUCCGCCGCCUCCGUUCCAGCACGGCCGCCGCUCGGCCAGCCCGCACGCGGUGCCGCCGCGCGGCUCGCCGCUGGGCCGGCCGGUCGCCGACCAGCUCAACGGGCGCGUCUCGCCACCGCCCACCAAGCGCGCGCGCCGUCCUUCGCGCGAGACGAGCCCGGCCAGCGGCGGCAGCCCGCCGCCGGCUGGUGAUCAGCCGGAGCGACCCCCAUCAGCACACUCGUCACCGAGCCUGCCGCGCAUCCCGGCCACCAUCACCCCGCUGGCGACGUCGCGGGCCGACUCUCCGGCCGAGCUGGACCUCAGCUGCCGACCCACCAUGAAGACAGAGCCGGCCGGCGACGGGCGCGACGGAGACGAGGCCGACCAGAGGCCGCGGCCACGCAGCGACGACGCGGGCGACGGCGGCGACGAGCUGGAGCCGGCGGUGGACGAGGAUCGCGCCGGGCCGUCGGCGCCGCUGACCGGCACCCCGGGACCCGAUGUCGGCAUGCUCAACUCUUCAGGUUACAUGAACUGGCAGAUGGGUGGCGGCGACAGCGGCGGCGUGGACGUGCCCUUCAUCCCGACCACGGACGCCGGCGGACCCCAAGAUGCGUUCCUGCACCGCGCCCUGAACGUGCGCUUCCAGCAGCUGCUGCAGCAGCAGCGCUACGACCAGCUGCUGGCGCACGGCGCCGCGCCGCCCCCCGGCCCCGGCCCCGGCCCCGGUCCCGGGCCCAUGGGCCUGCCGCUCCUGCUCAGACGCGAGUCGCCCACAUCACCGUGCAAACAGUACGCCUGUGAAAAGUGCGGCCGGCAGUACGCCUCCAGCGGCAACCUGAAGCGGCAUGUCAAAUACGAGUGCGGCGUCGAACCCCAGUUCCAGUGCCCCGUCUGCAAGAAGAAGUUCCAGCACCGGCACUCGGUCAAGAUUCACGUGGUGUCCACGCACAAGUCGGAAAACCCGGAGUUGAUCAAGGAGUAUCUGAUGUAGCGGGACGAGACGCGCUGAGUCGCCGCGCUGCUGGCGACCGGCUGGGCUGGUUCAACCACCUCAGGGAAUAUGCAAGUACAUAGCGGGUGCUCUGAAAGCGCUGCCAUCGCCGGCGGAGAAAGGCCGGAAAGGCGCCGGUCUCCGCCACUACGGACACCCCGCGGAGCCUGGCGGACUGUGGUGUGGUCUGCCCUUCACAGGAGACCACGACAGUGUUGUUGUUUUAGUGCAAAACGGACUCUUCUGCGGGCGCGCCCCGCGCAGGGCACUCGCAAGCCAAUCAAGAAGCCCACUAGCGACAUACGGUUACUUACCAGCAGGGAUUUUAAUUGCAUUUAUUUUAGAUUCUGUAGAUUUUGACGGCGCGCCGCCGCGGCCGGCGCCGGGAUGAGUUGCGUCGCGAGAUUAGCUGUCGCUGCGCCGGCCGGCUGACGCAGGACGGCGGUCUCCGGGCCGGACGGGUCAGAGUCAGUCGUAGAGUCCGGGCUGCCCUGUGGCGGUGAGGCCCUGCGGCUGACUCCCGCCCGGCCCGGCGCCUCAGUCUCCCCGCACAGCCGGCCGGCGCGGCGUGAGAGCGGCGACUUCGGGUGUUCUCGAGUUGUCUCAGGGAUAUCCAAUGUAUUCGGCCUUAUUCGCCUCAGGGAAGCGUGCCGGUGCAAAUUUUGUAUUAGAUUGUAGAACUGUUUGUGUGCUCUGUGUGUUCGUUCGCGCGAUGACGGAUUGUGUCCGAUUGUGUUUGUUUUGUCUCAGGAAUAUCGACUAUUGUCGGUAGCUGAUUGGCUCAGGGACUUCGAUGAACUUUGAUUACCUAUUGUCUCAGGAAUGACGGCAUUGUUUGCCGCGUGCGAAACGUGUCUCAGGAAAUGUUGCCCCGUUUGUCAUAUUGAUAACGUCUCAGGUUUUGUUCCCGUUUAGUCCGUCUGGUGGACUGUUCCUGCAAUGUCGACCUCAGCAGCUGGCGACGGCCCGCCUGGGGCGCACGCUGGCCUGCCCCUGGCCUGAUCGCCUUAGUACAAACCCUCGCUUGCCCGACUGAUCAGAGGUGGCCCCGGCCACCCCGCCCCGUCCACUAGAGUAGUCACUCUACACCUUUAUAGAGUUCGGUGCUCUACACUCUCCACUACCCCAGCCCACUCCCAAUCAACCCACUCAGGAAACCAUGCGUGUAUGGGGCACAGGUGUAAAGCCGUGUUCAGAGAUAACCACCCGAGCGAUGACGUGUUUUACUAUGUACUGGUACGCGGGUGUGAUGAGGUGAUUGAAGCGUUGGUAAUUUUACGUCGGCGUCUGCCGUUGUUUGAGGGCUGAAAUAGUCUACCUGAGGGGAGAGAGAGUGAGAGAGAAUUGGUGCCGAGGCCUGUGGCCGUGGAUUGUGACGGGUCAGAUGGGUAGAGGGAGGGAGGGACAGUGACCGCCGUGGUGCCGCCGCUGUACUGUAGAUAGUCGGGUCGGCAGAGUGGGGAGGGAGGGGUGGUGAAGUGUCCAAAUCAAAAGGUGCCUGCCUGCCAUGUUUGCGUUGUGAGCGGUGCGGUCCCGCCGGCCGGCCGCCGCCUGUCGCCUUGUGACGUUUCAACGACUCGGCGCCUGUGCCGCCUCCGUGUCCGCGGCGGAACUGGCGUCAUCCUGCGCACCCUGUCCGCCGCCGUGUAUCUGUAUCUGAGCGGACAGAGUGCCGUCGAUACCGGGUGUGCACUCGUGUCUGCUGAGCCAUCACGUUCUACACCCUGAGCUCGCCCUGGAAGACGGCUCGAGGUUCGAACCCCGGCCGCCCUUUCAGCGGGCGCGCAGGGAGAGCGCAGGGAGCGCGAGUCGUCUGCUGAGCGGCCGUUAGUCUUCCAGUAGGUGUCGGUGAAGGGGCGGCGUGCUGCCGGAAAUAAUGUAACAUAGAAAUACAACAAUAAAGUCAAAUCCCUG
Messenger RNA from Amphibalanus amphitrite, 3645 nucleotides. Its product is annotated as protein bric-a-brac 1-like. Bases 229 to 1731 code for a protein of 500 amino acids. Lineage: Eukaryota; Metazoa; Arthropoda; Thecostraca; Balanomorpha; Balanidae. The transcript has 5 exons. Gene Ontology annotation, biological process: regulation of transcription by RNA polymerase II. Gene Ontology annotation, cellular component: nucleus. Gene Ontology annotation, molecular function: protein binding. The record is from RefSeq and is a predicted model, not a curated record.